GACGAUCUUUGUCCUCGUGCAUCUGUAAGCGCGUCCGUGUGAGAAUCUUCUCCCGGAGAUUUGAGCCGUUUUUCCGCUGCUCCUUCUCUCACCUGCCGCCGCGGCUCCGUUUCGGUCCCGGGUCUCCGCAAGUCCGGAUCCAGUGACCCGGGUUUUUGGAGCGUCUUCCUCCCGCAGUGAAGCAUGAUGGGAGGAGACAGAUGGACGAGGCGGUCGUGGGCCGACAAGUGACACACACACACACACACACACACACACACACACACACAAUGGACCAAGGCUUCAGUUUAAAUUCACUGAAGAAGUUGGCGGCAGAACCAGAAUACACCGAUGUGUCGCUGACGGCGGCAGAGCGCGUUCGUGCGCUGGGGAAGAUGGGAAGCAGCGUGGAGAUCAACGAGGACAUCGAGCCGCGGCGCUACAUCCGCUCCGGUGUGGAGAUGGAGCGCAUGGCGGCGGUUUACCUGGAGGAGGGCAGUCUGGAGAACGCCUACGUCCUCUACAACAAGUUCAUCACUCUGUUUGUAGAGAAACUGCCGAGUCACAAGGAUUAUCAGCUGUGCAGCGUCCCCGAGAAGCAGCUCAUCAUGAAGGUAUGAUCCUGAUCAAGUUCAAGACUCUGCUGGAGAGU
This is a messenger RNA of Solea senegalensis (Senegalese sole), 631 nucleotides long. RefSeq names its product AMSH-like protease. Lineage: Eukaryota; Metazoa; Chordata; Actinopteri; Pleuronectiformes; Soleidae. Gene Ontology annotation, cellular component: membrane; endosome. The record is from RefSeq and is a predicted model, not a curated record. The transcript has 4 exons. Gene Ontology annotation, molecular function: K63-linked deubiquitinase activity. Gene Ontology annotation, biological process: protein K63-linked deubiquitination. The coding region runs from base 201 to 599 and encodes 132 amino acids.